This is a messenger RNA of Prorocentrum cordatum, 1747 nucleotides long. The record is from the annotation of a GenBank genome assembly. NCBI's taxonomy places the organism in Eukaryota, Dinophyceae, Prorocentrales, Prorocentraceae.
GAGGAAGUUCGCGUUCAGCAGCCCCAAGCUCCUGGAGUGGGCGCGGGGCCCCCGCGGGCGCGCGCUGCGGCUGCAGCUGUACGUGCACGGCGGCCAGGUGCUCCUGGCCGGGGGCAACGGCACCAGCGUCCUGCCGGACCAGCUGUCCACCUACCUGCAGGUGGUCAUCGGGGACACCGUCGUGGCGUCCCAGCGCGAGCGGGCCGUGCCCGGGCGCUCGCCUGCCUUCAGGUACGUGGAGGAGUUCGACCUCCGCCUGCCGCAGGGGUCGCGCCUGGAGGUGCGCGUGAUGUGCCGCGCCGCCUGCGGGUCGCAGGCGCAGGAUGUCGAGAUCGGGCGCACGGUGGUCGACGUCGCGGACCGCUGGGACUCGGAGUUCAUCCGCUCAAAGGAUGAGCCGAGGCCCGACCCCGCCGACCCGGAGACCCCGCUGGACAGGGCGGGCCUGAGGGAGACGCGCACCCUCUGGGACCACGCCUCGCCGCACGGGCUCGCGGUGGGCUCCCUCCAAAUGUGGAUUCGCGCGGUCGACCCCGCCGACGACGAGCAGAUGAAGAAGUAUUGCCUCGCCGGCGCCAGGCCGGACCAGCUGUGGCCAGACUGCGCCGUCCAGGUCGAUCCCAGCGAGCUCCGGGUGACUUUGAGGGAGGUGAGUGGCCUGAGCGUUCCGAGCGGCGGCAUGGACGUCGUCGCCACCGUGGCGGUGUCGGCGCCGUGCUACACAGAGGCUCACCACAGGCCGUGGUCGCAGGCUACAGACGUGCACUUCAACCUCGACGGCCCCCUGGGCACAGCCGAGUUCAACUGGAGGGCGGUCUUCGAUCUCAGAAGCUCCGUGGCCGACGUUGUGCUCUACAUCAGCCUGUACGACCGCCGCCGCGGCAUCUGCAUCGGCGAGUCCCAGCUGGCGCUCUCCCACGCCUUCGUCGAGACCACGGUGAUCAGGGACCAGGCGGAAGACCUCGUGUGCGCAGAGCUCGAGCAGCUGGACCUCUGCGCCGUCGACGGCAAGCGCAGGGGCCACGUGCGUUGCUCGCUGGUCCUACUGUCCGCAGCCCUGGCGGCGAGGUGCCCGGCCGCCCCGGGGCGAGAGAAGGUCGACGUGGACCCUUGCCUUCUCGAGGCCUCGAUCGGCAGCCUGAAGGAGGUGCCGGCGGUGCUCGGCGAGCACCUCGCGCAGCCGCCGCGCGGCCGGAGGCGGCUGGAUGUCGCCGCCUCGCGGGCGGCGUCGCUGAAGCGCCGCCCGCGCGCCCUCACCGGCAUGGCGGCGCUCCUUCUGCCGGCAAUAGUGGUCAGCGCCCUUCUCCACCACAGGCGCUCGCCGCCGGCAAGCUGCAGAGCCUUCACGUCGCCAGGACCGGCCUCGCUUCCACCCCGCCGUUCCUGGACGACGCCCUUCGCGUCGCUCGCCCCCUCGCUCUCCGCCCCCGCGGCGCCGCUGAGGGUGGCGCUGGGCUGAGCUGGCGCCGGCUGUGCCUCUCCUGUCACGGGCAACGUUAGGGGUGGGACACGGUCAGGAUCGUUGGCUUGGCGUGUCGCGCCGCCGGCUCUGGCCCACCACGCCUCGGUUCGGCGCGCUGCCCACGCCCAGUCGUGUCAUGGCACCAUUUUCGUCCUGCUUUCGUCCGGCCCGCGACUUUCCUCCCUCCUCCCUCCCCGCCGCAAUUCGCUCCUCCGCCAGUGCUGGCCUCGGCAGUGCCCUCACGCCUGCAGCCGCCAUCGCAGUCCGGUUGACUUGCGCUGGGGC